UGUUCGAGACGACAGGGGAAGAGAGAAACCGCUUGACUCGACUCAGUCUCUCUGCUGUCGCUCUCGGUCUCUUGGGCGUAUUGGGUCCUCUACUUCUCCGUAUUCCCAGUCCCUCUGGCAUUCUCUCAACCCCGGACGUCGAUUUCUGCGGCAGAAAUUGCAGCUUCCAGUCGUCAAAACCGGUUCUUGGUGAGGCUUUUCGUUCAUAAAAGAAAUAUUGGAUCUUGGAUCGGAAUGAGAGGGCAGUAAUGUGGGUUGCUGGGAUGAGAUUGAUGGGAAUGAGCGAGAGGUGAGUGAUCCCUUGAGGGGAGAGGGAAUGGAUUAGAGUUCAUCGGGGGGCACCGCGGAGCCCGCCCUUCACCGAUGGCGACCGACAUACGGCCUCGAGAUCCGGUCUUGCCACCUACCAUGGUCCCUCUCGCGACUCUCAUCGGCCGCGAGCUCCGCGGUGGCAAGUCCGAGAAGCCUGCCAUCAGGUAUGGCCACGCCGCCUUCGCCAAGAGGGGGGAGGACUACUUCCUCGUCCGGCCCGACUGCCUCCGGGUCCCCGGCGACGCCUCCUCCUCCUUUUCGGUCUUUGCGAUCUUUGAUGGACACAAUGGAGUUUCCGCUGCCGUGUUCGCAAAAGAGCACCUCCUGGACCACGUUAUGAGCGCGAUCCCUCAGGGAAUCGGUAGAGAAGAGUGGCUUGAAACCCUUCAACGCGCACUUGUCGCUGGUUUUGUCAAGACUGACAUCGAUUUCCAGCGCAAGGGAGAGACUUCUGGGACGACAGCAACGCUCGUUGUCGUUGAUGGGUGGACGGUCACCGUGGCAUCCGUGGGUGAUUCGAGGUGCAUUCUGGACUCGCAGGAUGGUGUGGUUUCAUUGCUCACGGUUGACCAUAGGCUAGAAGAGAAUAUUGAGGAGAGAGAACGGGUGACUGCUAGUGGGGGAGAGGUCGGAAGACUUAAUCUUUGCGGUGGCAAAGAGAUUGGGCCACUUCGGUGUUGGCCGGGAGGAUUAUGUCUUUCAAGGUCAAUUGGGGAUACAGAUGUGGGCGAGUUCAUUGUCCCAAUUCCACAUGUGAAGCAAGUCAAGCUUUCAAGUGCUGGAGGACGUUUGAUAAUUGCUUCUGAUGGCAUAUGGGAUGCUCUUUCGUCUGAGCUUGCUGCCAAAGCUUGCCGAGGACUUCCUGCAGAACUUUCUGCAAAACUUGUUGUUAAGGAAGCUUUGAGAACAAGUGGCCUGAAAGAUGACACAACUUGCCUAGUUGUUGAUAUAAUUCCAACUGAUCAUACUCAUCUCCCACUAUCACCAAGAAAGCAGCAAAACAAAUUCAAAUCCCUUCUUUUCAGGAAGAAGUCACAGAAUUUCAGUGGUAAACCUAAUAAACUUUCUUCUGUUGGCUCUGUCGAGGAAUUAUUUGAGGAGGGGUCAGCGAUGCUGGAAGAAAGGCUGGGGAAAAUUCAUUUGAAGAACUCAGGGCAUCUAAGAUGUGCAAUCUGCCAAAUGGACCAGGCACCAAAUAAUGACCUAUCGGUGACUUCUGUCGAUGGCUUCUGCCCAGCAUCGAACCCAUGGGAAGGUCCAUAUCUUUGUGCUGACUGCUGGAGAAAGAAGGAUGCCAUGGAGGGAAAACGGCCAAGGGAGUCAACCAUGUCCCGGUGAAGGUACUGAUGGAGUGUGUCGAGUGUGUUUGUAUUCAACUGGGUCACUCUACCACUAAAUGUAAAAAGGGUGAGGUGAAUAAAGUGUUGGCUGUUGUCUGAAGGCUGUUGCUCAAGUGAUGUUUGCUGAACUAACUGCAGUUCUAUGAAGAUUGUGAUAGUGUAAUCACUAACCCAAUUUGAAAUUUGUAUGAGCCACUGGGAGUGCGAUAGGUUUUCUUUUUUUUUUUUUUUUUUCGCAACCAUCAUAUCCAGCCAAUGUCUAUAUGUUGUAGAGUUGUUCUCAUCAAUGUUUAUAAUUCUUCAGAGCA
Musa acuminata AAA Group (dessert banana) is the source of this 1960-nucleotide messenger RNA. RefSeq names its product probable protein phosphatase 2C 33. The record is from RefSeq and is a predicted model, not a curated record. The transcript is spliced from 7 exons. The coding region runs from base 364 to 1650 and encodes 428 amino acids. Gene Ontology annotation, molecular function: protein serine/threonine phosphatase activity. NCBI's taxonomy places the organism in Eukaryota, Viridiplantae, Streptophyta, Magnoliopsida, Zingiberales, Musaceae. Gene Ontology annotation, biological process: peptidyl-threonine dephosphorylation.